Messenger RNA from Neltuma alba, 735 nucleotides. Its product is annotated as E3 ubiquitin-protein ligase DZIP3-like. The coding region runs from base 1 to 735 and encodes 244 amino acids. The transcript has a single exon. The record is from RefSeq and is a predicted model, not a curated record. Gene Ontology annotation, molecular function: ubiquitin protein ligase activity. Gene Ontology annotation, biological process: protein ubiquitination. NCBI's taxonomy places the organism in Eukaryota, Viridiplantae, Streptophyta, Magnoliopsida, Fabales, Fabaceae. Gene Ontology annotation, cellular component: cytoplasm.
AUGAAUAUUCCUUCUCGUGUCAGAGUUAGAUAUAACUGUGAAGUUCUUUAUCCACUAAGCACAAUUAUCCCUACUGAUCCCAAUAAUUAUCCCAUUAAUCCUCCUAAUGAUGAUGAUCAAUACAUCAACAUCACAGCUGCUAAAUCAGUAUGGAACUGGCAAAUGUUGGAUCCUACACGAGUUGAAAGCUCAACCCUUGUUAAUACAUAUUCCACAACACAUGAUUUCUUCAACAUCUCAAAAAACUCCAUAGAUCAAAUUGCAAACCUUAUUCCUUCUCAUUUUGGUAUCCCUUCAUUCUCCGGCAGAUGCAUGGCAAGAAAGAUCUUGGAUUCUGCAAGAAACAUGCUUAAUAAUACCCAUAAAGACCAGAAGAUCUUGUUCAUGGCUGUGCUUAUUGAAGUUGUUAAAACUUGGUGUUAUCAUUCUGAUCCUACCACUGGUGAUUCUUAUCAUCAGGCUGCGGAGGCAUCUUUGGAAGCCCUGGCGAAUCAAAGUCUUAUGGCAGUGCCUGCAACUAAAUCAUUUAUUGAGGAAUUGGAAACUGUGAAGGUUGAAGAAGAAGAAGAAAAGUUAAUAAGUAACUGUGCGAUUUGUUUGGAAGAUUUCAAAGUUGGAUUCUUAGAAGUUACUCGUUUGCCUUGCUCGCAUUUAUUUCAUAAAGCUUGCAUUGUUGAAUGGCUGCAGAACGAUGGUAUCUGUCCUUUGUGUCGUUUUCGAAUGCCUAUUGAAUGA